Magnolia sinica is the source of this 1014-nucleotide messenger RNA. Its product is annotated as autophagy-related protein 101-like. Gene Ontology annotation, cellular component: phagophore assembly site. Lineage: Eukaryota; Viridiplantae; Streptophyta; Magnoliopsida; Magnoliales; Magnoliaceae. The transcript has 8 exons. Gene Ontology annotation, biological process: autophagy; autophagosome assembly. Bases 62 to 718 code for a protein of 218 amino acids. The record is from RefSeq and is a predicted model, not a curated record.
AAUCGUAUUCCAACUCCCGUGAAGUAAACGGUUUUCGGAAGUCGAUGCUGCGAUCGAUGCGAUGAAUUGCGAAGCUUGCCAUCUUAAAGAACUGGAGGUGGAACACUUUGAGAUUCGGGAAGUUCUGCGCUGUAUACUGCACACGGUUGUAUUUCACAGAGCUUUGGGUCUUGUUCGGCCGAAGGACAUUGAUUCUGAACUUUUUGAAAUUACUUAUGUACAAUGUGGAGAUGCUGAGCUUGAAAAGAAAAUAGAUGAGAAAAUCGACCAAUUCAUUGGAUGGGUGGAGAAGCACCCAAACAAGAAAAGCCAGAUAUGUUUAUCCUUCUACGAGGUGGUAAAAGCCAAGCAGGCAGCAUGGUUCGGUAACAAGAUUGAACGCUCAUAUUGGGAGCAGUGGUACAUUAAUUUGAAUGUGGUAAACUCAAAAGCACAUUCUAACAAGUCCAAUCAUACUAAAGUGGUUGUAGUACCCGGAGAAAGAGCAUUGGAGGAGAGGAGUAUGCGCCGAGCUGCCCUGGAACAAGCCCUCCGCGAUGUCUUGUUUCAAAUCAUAAAUUUCGUCAAUGAAAAGAAGGAUCACAUUCCUCCAGUACCUAAUGUUGAAGGCGUCACGUUCCCAUAUGAAAUCACAAUCCCAAGUUCAUCAGAUUCUUCUUUUGGCAUGGACAUGUUCAAGAGGAUGCUCCAGACAGGCCAUCCGACCAUGCUCAGCUGACAACCCAAUGUGAGCUCUUCUCCUCAUACCUUGCUUGUUAAUUGUUCUCAACCAUCGUCACCAACUGUCUAUAAUCACAGAAUUGAGAAGAGAUGCAAGCAUCGUUUGUCUGUCUGAUAAUUAGGAUUGUACAGAAGUUAGUUCCAGAUAUGUAUGAAUCAGAUAUAGGUUGAUUUCGUUUGCGGUCACUGUAUUUGUCUGUGUAUAUAUUUGUUACAGUAUCCAAUGUAGAAAACUCAGUUACCGAUACAAGCCAGAAAGGUAACAGGAAUCCAGCUGCUCUAUCCAUUUGGACA